GUUCGCAAAGGAUAAAAUGUCGAGUCUGUCCUUGUCCGGUCCUCUUGUCCAAGAAACUGUGACCAACAUCAUAAUUGUUCCUCAAACCCAAGGUCGCAACCAUCCCAGGGACGAUGUCUGCACAAAUCUACUACGAGAAAGACGCCUCCCUCGAUCUUCUCGAGGGCAAGACCAUAGUCUUCAUAGGCUAUGGAAAUCAAGGGCGAGCCCAAUGUCUGAACCUCAUAGACACACUCGCGAAGCACAUCUUCAAGCAAGUCCCGAAAGUACUAGCGACAAGCCUGAAUGACAAAUAUGCCGCCAUGUGCAAAGAAGACGGUGUCGACUUCACAAGUGACUUCGAGAAUGCCGCUUCUCGGGCCGACGUGCUCUUCCUGCUGAUCCCAGAUCAGUUUCAGCCAGCGCUGUUCAACAAUCGACUCGCACCUGUGCUCAAACACCGUGCCGUCAUCGUAGUCGCGAGUGGGUACAACUACUUCUACAACAAACUCAAGAUCGCCCCAAGUCAGGACGUCGUCAUGGUUGCGCCUCGAAUGAUCGGGACCAGCGUACGCUCAUUGUUCGUCAAGGGCGAUGGGUUUCCAUGCUUUGUGUCCUCCGAGCAGGAUGGGUCUGCACAGGCUCACGAGUGGAGUCUCACCAUUGCCAAAGCCAUCGGCGCGCUGAGGAAAGGCGCCAUCAAAUCCAGCUGUCGUGAGGAGACCUUGAUUGACCUCUUUGCUGAACAGGCUCUCUUUCCCACAGUGAUCACCAUCUUUGAGCAAGCCUAUACCACACUCAAGAACUUGGGCUGCAGCGAAGAGGCGUUGUGCUUUGAGCUGUUCAUGUCCAAGGAGCCCGCCGAGAUUUUCGAGAAGAUGGCGGAUGACGGGUUCGUGAAACAAUUGGUCCACCAUUCGACUGUGAGUCAGUACGGGCAACUCAAAGGCGCCUUGAAUUAUCCUCAAGAAAUCCUGCAGCCUUUGUUGAAAGAGUUCUCCCGCGUGGCGGAGAACAGAGUUCUCAAUGGUAGUUUUGCCGAAGAUUUCACACAGUUGGAGGAGAAGGAGGGUGGCGUGCAAGGAGCUCUGGACGAGUUGUAUAGGCAGGCCGAGAAGAGUGAUUUAGCCAAGGGGGAGGCAAGAGUCAGGCAGAGAUUGACCCUGUAG
Messenger RNA from Exophiala viscosa, 1148 nucleotides. RefSeq names its product IlvN-domain-containing protein. Lineage: Eukaryota; Fungi; Ascomycota; Eurotiomycetes; Chaetothyriales; Herpotrichiellaceae. The transcript is spliced from 2 exons. Gene Ontology annotation, molecular function: ketol-acid reductoisomerase activity. Gene Ontology annotation, biological process: L-valine biosynthetic process. The coding region runs from base 114 to 1148 and encodes 344 amino acids. The record is from RefSeq and is a predicted model, not a curated record.